GCCCCCCGCCGCACCCCGGAGCCCGGGGGGAGCCUGCCCACCCCGGCCGGGCCGAGACGAGCUCCAGGCGGCCCAUGGCCCAGCGGUACGAUGAGUUGGUGUACUACCCGGGCCUGGACGGUGUGGCCCGGGCCGGUUUUGGGGAGCGCCCCCCAGCCCCCGCCCCAUCAUCCUACGGAGCCCCCGGGACCCCGCAGCGCUCGGCUCUGCCCCCGGGCCUGGGGGGCGGCGACGCCCUGAAGAGAGACAAGGACGACAUAUAUGGGCACCCGCUGUUUCCACUGCUGGCCUUGGUCUUCGAGAAGUGCGAACUAGCCACCUGCUCCCCCCGAGACGGCUCCGGGGCCUACCCCGGCGGCGACGUCUGCUCCUCGGACUCCUUCAACGAGGACAUCGCCGUCUUCUCCAAGCAGGUUCGCACGGAGAAGCCCCUUUUUUCCUCCAACCCGGAGCUGGAUAACUUGAUGAUCCAGGCCAUCCAGGUGCUGCGGUUUCAUCUGUUGGAGCUGGAAAAGGUGCACGACCUCUGCGACAACUUCUGCCACCGCUACAUCACCUGCCUCAAAGGGAAAAUGCCCAUCGACCUGGUGAUUGACGACCGCGACGGUGUCGCCAAGUCGGACCUGGAGGAUUUCCCGGGAUCCUGUCCCAGCCUGGCAGACCAGUCUAGUUCGUGGAUGCCCGAGCAGGACGAGGCCUGCUCCGCGCUCUCUCUCUCGGCGACCCCGGGGCCUUCCAGCGGCGGCUUCGUCUCCCAGAGCGGGGAUAACUCCAGCGAGCAAGGUGACUGCCUGGAGCCCAGCGUGGCCUCGCCCAGCACCGGGGAGGAUGAUGAACUAGACCGGGACCGCAAGCGGAACAAGAAGCGCGGCAUCUUCCCCAAGGUGGCCACCAACAUCAUGCGGGCCUGGCUCUUCCAGCAUCUCUCGCACCCGUACCCCUCAGAGGAGCAGAAGAAGCAGCUGGCUCAGGACACGGGCCUCACCAUCCUCCAAGUCAACAAUUGGUUCAUUAACGCCCGGCGUCGGAUCGUGCAGCCCAUGAUCGACCAGUCGAACCGCACAGGACAAGGAGGUGUGUACAGCCCCGAGGGUCCCCCAAUGGCGGGGUACGUUAUGGACACCCAACAACACAUGGCCACCCGCCCGCCAGGAGCGAUGGGUGGCAUGGGCAUGGAAGGACAGUGGCAUUACAUGUAGCCGGCACCUUGACGUUGGGGACGUGCAGGCUCUCAGCAGGCUCCAGGAACCAUGGGGACGACGGUCCGGGACCCCCCUCCUUCCCCCAACUAGGGUCCGCUCCCCCGGCCGGCCUCAUCCGCUGUCCCGUGGACCCCCCACCUUCCUCGCCUACCUCCUCGGCUGACCCCAGAGCACUGAGCUGCGACCUGUGACCCCUGCCACUCACUGGCCCCCCAGCCUCGUUCAGACGGCCGGAAACCUUGGAGGAGAAAUCUUUGGGGGCCGGGGCCGGGCGGGAACGCCCGGCGGGGCGAGAAAGACUCCCACGGUCUCACGAUCACUAAGGAGAGAGAGUGGCUGGGCAGGCGGGCCCACCCUCGGAGAGAAACGCGGCUCAGCGAUCAGGCCCUGGGGGUCAUCCCGGCCAUUCCCCAGCCUCCGGACAGAGCUGCCCCUGCCCAGGCCCAGGCAGCGGCUACUUGGAAGGACAGAGGGACACGCAGGACAGAUGAGCUGGCCGAGCCCCGGUCUCCGCCCCGGGUGGGCAGGGGGGUCGGAAAGGGACUGGAGAGACGGUGGCUGGCUGGAGGAGGGGGCGAUUUCUUUGCUCUUUUCUGGGGCUCGUUUCGGUCAGUCUCGAUUUUUAUGAUAAAAA
Messenger RNA from Tachyglossus aculeatus (Australian echidna), 1836 nucleotides. It is a transcript of the gene MEIS3, whose product is annotated as Meis homeobox 3. The record is from RefSeq and is a predicted model, not a curated record. The coding region runs from base 75 to 1199 and encodes 374 amino acids. Gene Ontology annotation, molecular function: DNA-binding transcription activator activity, RNA polymerase II-specific; RNA polymerase II cis-regulatory region sequence-specific DNA binding. Gene Ontology annotation, biological process: positive regulation of cell population proliferation; brain development; positive regulation of transcription by RNA polymerase II. NCBI's taxonomy places the organism in Eukaryota, Metazoa, Chordata, Mammalia, Monotremata, Tachyglossidae. The transcript is spliced from 13 exons.